Messenger RNA from Platichthys flesus (European flounder), 1758 nucleotides. RefSeq names its product centromere protein O (gene cenpo). Bases 111 to 989 code for a protein of 292 amino acids. NCBI's taxonomy places the organism in Eukaryota, Metazoa, Chordata, Actinopteri, Pleuronectiformes, Pleuronectidae. The record is from RefSeq and is a predicted model, not a curated record. The transcript is spliced from 6 exons. Gene Ontology annotation, cellular component: kinetochore; Mis6-Sim4 complex.
GAAGCCGCCAAACUAGAAAAACACACAAAUUGUAGCGAGUGUUUACACAAAGUUAAUCACAUCAAUAAACACAUCGUUAAACACAACAUAACGGAGACAACUAAACAAACAUGGAGGGAACAUCUACCAAAGGAGGAGUCCUGAGUCUCUUGAGUGUCCUGGAGGUCCAGGCGAGGAGCCGCAGACAUGUCCCCCCGCAGAGGAGUCGCGUGAAGGAGCUGAGGGCCGAGGCUGAGGCGCUGAGGGUCCGGAGAGAGCAGCUGAAGACAGAGAUCCAGACACAUCAGAGUCUUCAGAGACUGAGGACGUCUUUGGACAAACAGAGCACACAUCACGAGGAGGAGGAGGAGGAGGAAAUGGAUGAAGACUCUGAAAACUCACAGCUACUGAAGCUGAUGGCCAGACACACACGAGUGAAAGAUCUUCUGCUCGCUCAUCACCUCAUCGGCGGGUACGACAUCGUCAAGACGCGCCACGGCAAGGGAGUGUGCGUGUCUGUGGCGACGGCCUACGAGGGCGUCUGCCUGGAGACCUACAACCUGGAGAUGGACCUGAAGCCGACGCUGAGGAUCUGUCGCCACAACGUCCCCCCGUUCGUUCCCCUGAGCGGCCUCGCCGAGCAGGGCGACAUGCAGACGGACAUUCGGGCUUUUCUGGACACACUCAGCCAACAUCUGAACGCCUUCGCUGGGCGCAAGCAGCAGCUGAAGCUUGUCAAGGAGCAGCACACGACCAUCGAAGUGAUGGAGAGCAACGCCCUGUGUUCGAUACUGGUGCUGAUGUUCACUGUGCCGAAGACGAAAACCGCCAUCCUCUGCACGCUGAACUACAGCGAACACACCUCAUGUCUCCCCGCAAGAGUCCAGUUUGAAUGUGACGUCAAGGAGAUUCUUGAGUCCACAGAGUGGAGGAAAAACUGCAGCCUGCUCAUGGAGACUCCACUGCACAAAGCUUUGAUGACCAUGAAGAAGAUGGGGAAUAUCAAUUAAUCACAAGUUAUGAAGUACAGAUAUCUAGAGAGAGUAGAUGAUUCAUUUGUGACGAUGACUUUCAGGUUCCUCUAUGGAGGUUCCAGUAUGUCUACACUGCUUCUGUCUUUCAGACUCUCUAUAAACGCCGCCACCUUCUUGUGUAACGUUUCCCUCUGGAGCCGCCGCGCCCUCUCCAGUUCCUCACGGGCUUUCCGCUGUUGCCUGGCCAGUUCUUUUUCUGAUAUCGAGUCGAUGGUUGCAAUAUUUUUCAUCUGCAUGAGCGACACGUUGCUCUGGACGUAGCCUCUGUGUCUCACUGGACUCGUGGGCUUGGUCGACGGCGGCGGCGCAGAUAUCGACCGACUCUGCUUCACCUCCUCCGAUGCAUCACGGUGAUGCUUGGAUUUCCUGGAGCACAGUCUCCUGCCGUCGGACGUGUGAACGCCUCUCACGCGUGUCUCUGUGUCCCUGUGCUCUCCGAUGUCCUUCAUGGCGAUGCUGCCUGUGGCCUUGGGCUCGCACACUUUCACCAUCACCACUCGUCUCUGCUCUUUUAUCAGCGAGUCCCGUCUCUGCCGCAGCAUUUUACAGGUGUAGCGGUACUGUUUGUCCAGCGUGCUCAGUUUCUGCUGGAGAUCCCUGUGCGCCUUUUGGUUCAACACUCUCAGCUCUCUCUGCAGAACCGCUCGCCUGUGGACUGGAUCCACCUAGUUGGAGAAAUACAUGUUUUUACGCCAUUUCCUUUGUCAUGUUACUCUUUAUAAUAAAAACCAAUGUCGUUACCUGA